AUGCCCGGACUACUGCGCCGUUCAAAGUCGACUCGCGAUACCAAAGCAAAGCUCACUCGCGAUCAACUGGAUUUUAAUUUUGCGCAGGAGAUAAAAGCGCCUUUGGCUGCUGCUGCGGCAGCAGCAGCUGCAGCAACUGCAGAAAAUGAAAAGGUGAAUAUGGCGCAGUCGAACGAACAAACUGGCACCGGGCUCUUGAAGCUUGCCCGGCGCAAGAGCGUUUCUAGCUUCAAUACGACAGUACGGAUUGCGCACGUUGCAGAUGGUCACCCAAAGACAGCAGAUCCUCGUAAUCGUCAAUCAACACUUUAUAGAGCUUCGCCGACACCGCCGUUGCCGGAAUACCCUCCUCAUAGUUUUUCAAAGACGCCAGACAGGUCGGAUAUAGCGGUUGAGGGUGAAGAGGGCUAUGUUAUAGGGGUCGCCAUUGGAAGUCCGACAGAGAUCAAGCUUCGGGAGCAGAGGGAGCAAAGGGAGCAGCGGGAGCGGCAGAAAAGCUCAAGGUCGGAAAUAUCUAUAUUCCCUCCACAGAAUAUGUACUCGAACGAUGCGGGAUCAUCAUCAGCCACGAAGCUCACGAAUAAGCCUUUUGAGGUACAAGUUAAAGGACCGGUAGCAAGUGGUGCUAGGAAAACCCUUCACAAGGAGCGGGAGAGAGAGAAGGAUAGAGGGAGGGAAUAUCCUCAGGAGGACGCCCCCAAGACAGGCUGGAGGAAGAUGUUUGGCAAAGGCUUUUUUGGCAGCAGCAGGAAGGCAGCCCCUAGGCAAGACCUGGAACCAAUGAAGAAGUUGGAAUUGGUUACCAGAGACAAGUUAUCACCUCAUCUGGCACCUAAACAGAAGCCGGUAAAGAAAGGUGCUUCGCCAGCUCCCUGCUUGACUGUCGAUAUCCCGGAGGUUGAGAUGGAGCGCUACAGUGUGAUGUUUGGGACGUUGUUACACCCAAGUGAGAAGUCCACUAUUUUCGCUCGUAGGAAAUCAAGAGAUACCGGGAAUAAGCAGCAGCAGGCGGGGGCCAGUACUGAGAAGCCUUCACAGUUAUAUCUAACACCCCUCAAAAGAAAUGCAACAACUGGCCAGGUUUGCCGUUCUCCAGCAUCAAUGCUUGAUGUUACUCCUGUACCCCCUACGAAUGCCACAUCUCGCACACCUAGCCCAAGCAGCCUCACUCGCUCAAAAACUACAGCCGAAAACCCGCCUCCUGAGCUAUAUGUCGUCCGCGAUCAAUCUCUCGCGGAGCCAGCCGCUCCCAAGGCCGGGGCACCCGGAUUACUAUCUCACUCUAGAUCGCUGAGCAAGAUCUCAAAGAUCUCGGAGGAGAGCACAGUUGAAUCAGAUACACCAAGGGGAAGUUUUGACGAAGGAGACGAUGAAUGGAUGACAAAGGAAGACGAAGCCGAACCGCAGUGGGAGAUGGUGACUGGGCCUUCAAGCGGUCCGAUGACUGAAGAUCAGAUUCAAACUGCGGCCCAGAUCAGCAUCGCGCGGCAGAUCUCUGUCUCACAGCGUCAACUUCUCAUCCCGAUCGUUCCUAAAUCACAACGUCUUGUUAGCCGUGCUACGAUUCGGAGGGCUACGGCGGGCGUAAAGUUUCCAAUGCCCCCAGUGCAGCAGUUACCGCAAGAGGAGAAAAAUGAGCAAAAUGAGCAGCAAAAAGAGGACGAACAGAAACACAGCUCGGGCUAG
This is a messenger RNA of Morchella importuna, 1686 nucleotides long. RefSeq lists its product as uncharacterized. The record is from RefSeq and is a predicted model, not a curated record. The transcript has 3 exons. Lineage: Eukaryota; Fungi; Ascomycota; Pezizomycetes; Pezizales; Morchellaceae. Bases 1 to 1686 code for a protein of 561 amino acids.